Molecule: messenger RNA, 702 nt
Organism: Eremothecium cymbalariae DBVPG#7215
Lineage: Eukaryota; Fungi; Ascomycota; Saccharomycetes; Saccharomycetales; Saccharomycetaceae
Gene: NAS6
Product: Nas6p
Exons: 1
Coding region: 1-702 (233 amino acids)
Molecular function (GO): protein binding
Source: RefSeq, a predicted model, not a curated record
AUGGAGGAGCAGUCGAAUGAGUUUGCAUUACAUCAAGCUUGUAUGAAUGGAGAUAUAAAGAAGGUUCAAGACCUAUUAGAGGGGAAUAGCGCUUUAGUCAACAUGAAGGAUGAAGAUGGAAGGCACCCUAUUCACUGGGCAAUAUCAUCUCAACAUGCAGGUAUUGUUGAAUUGUUGCUAUUGUAUAUGAAGAAAAUGGAUCUAGAUUCGCUGCUUGAUGAUUCGGAUUGGUCGCCUAUGCAUGUUGCAUCAGCGGUAGGGGACUAUGAGAUAUUUGUGAUGUUGUUGAAUCACGAUAUUAAGCCGUUGCUAGAUGAGUCUACAAGUCAAGGGACUACGCCGUUACAUCUUGCGUGCUCUAAGAAACACCAGAAGAUAGUUAGCAGCUUAAUUGAGAGGGGAGCUUCGGUGCGUACGAAAGAUAAGUAUCAGAGGAUGGCUUUACAUAGGGCAUGCGCGUCAGGAUGCAUUGCUGUAGUGAAGCUGCUGUGUGAUGCGCGACAUCCUGUUAACUCCAGAGAUGUUAAUGGCUGGCCUCCAUUGUUCCAUGCUUUGUCGGAGGGCCAUGCUGACGUUGCUGUUUUGCUAGUGCAGGAGUACGGUGCAGAAUGGGAAGAGGUGAAGAGCAAUUCUGGUGAGACGGCACUAGAUGUUGCAGUUGAUAAGAACGUGCGAGAAUAUUUCUUGAAGCACGUCGUUUAG